Pyrus x bretschneideri (Chinese white pear) is the source of this 459-nucleotide messenger RNA. RefSeq lists its product as uncharacterized. The transcript is spliced from 2 exons. NCBI's taxonomy places the organism in Eukaryota, Viridiplantae, Streptophyta, Magnoliopsida, Rosales, Rosaceae. The record is from RefSeq and is a predicted model, not a curated record. Bases 1 to 459 code for a protein of 152 amino acids.
AUGGCUGACAACAAUAUUUCCGUUGUUAACUCCAACCCUAAAAACACCACCACCACCUUCCAACCCUUCUUCACUAUCGUCAAUAUCAAACUUGAUAGAACCAACUACCCACUGUGGUUGGCUCAAAUGCUUCCUAUUCUGAAAAGUAGGGACCUUAUAAGGUAUGUUGAUGGCACGUUGUUGUGUCCCCCAAAACAUGUUGCAAACUCCACCACUGUCAACCCUGUGUACACGGCUUGGACCAAGAAAGGUGAUAUAUCCAUGGCUGAUUACCUUGAUUGCAUGAAUGCGAUAGCUGACAACCUCGCUCUUGCCGGGCAACCUGUGUCUGAUGAGGAACUUGUUCAAAUUGUGUUGAACAAUCUAAGACCAGCGUUUGAGAUGACUGUAAGUGCUGCACAAGCUCGGGAUACCCCUAUCGCGUAUCCAACACUUGAAUCACUCAUGUUGACUACAUAA